Molecule: messenger RNA, 3210 nt
Organism: Pyrgilauda ruficollis (rufous-necked snowfinch)
Lineage: Eukaryota; Metazoa; Chordata; Aves; Passeriformes; Passeridae
Gene: FRS3
Product: fibroblast growth factor receptor substrate 3
Exons: 7
Coding region: 288-1721 (477 amino acids)
Biological process (GO): cell surface receptor protein tyrosine kinase signaling pathway
Cellular component (GO): cytoplasm
Source: RefSeq, a predicted model, not a curated record
GGCCGGGGGCCCCGACACGCUCCGGGCCCCGGGAAGGGCCGGGCCGGGGGCCCCGACGUGCUCCGUGCUCCGGGAAGGGCCGGGCCGGGGGCUCCGGGCCGCAGGUCCCGGACGGCGGAGCCGGGAGCGCCUCAGGUGGAAGAUGGGAGUGUUCCCCUCAUGUUUUAGGUGAAACUGCUUGCCAUGAAAUCCUGAGGGAGACAGAGGGACUGCAGUGGGAAUUCCUUCUCACUCCUCCACAACAAAUCCAACAACUGCCUAAUGGGAUUGCCUCUCUGCCUGGCGUCAUGGGGAGCUGCUGCAGCUGUCUGUGCACAGACAGCAUCCCAGACAACCAUCCCACCAAAUUCAAGGUGACCAACGUGGACGACGAGGGGCACGAGCUGGGCUCGGGGGUGAUGGAGCUGACGCCGCGGGAGCUGAUCCUGCACACGCACAAGCGCGAUGCCGUGCGGUGGCCGUACCUGUGCCUGCGGCGCUACGGCUUCGACUCCAACCUCUUCUCCUUCGAGAGCGGCCGCCGCUGCCACACCGGCCAGGGGAUUUUUGCCUUCAAGUGCUCCCGAGCAGAGGAAAUCUUCAACCUGCUGCAGGACCUGAUGCAGUGCAACAGCAUCAACGUGGUGGAGGAGCCCGUGGUGAUCACCAGGAACAGCCACCCCUCGGAGAGGGAGCUGGCCCACAGCCCCCAGGGCCCCAGCAGUCUGGGCUAUACUGGACUUCCCAAUGGAUUUCACAGCUUCCCUGGAGAAUCCCUGUCCUACUCUGCAGCCCAGCACCCCUCAGUGAGCAGCCUGAGACAUUCCUCUGUGGGGGAAGACUCUACCCACCCCCUCCUGGGGCCUGAGGAGCAGUCCCACACCUACGUCAACACCGGGGAGCCGGAGCCGAGGGGCCGGCACUGUAUGCACUCCUUGCCUGAAGCCCACCCUCCUUUCCCCCCUAGGAACCACAGCUGCUCCCUGGAAGACCGCAACCCCCAGGUCUUCCUGCAGCCAGGGGAGGUGAAAUUCGUGCUGGCUCCCAGCUCCGGCUACCGCCGGCUGUGCCGGCACCCCCGGGAAUGCCAGCCUCACCUCUGCCCCCCCAACAACAACAACAACGAGUGCCAGCAGGGCUGUCCGUCCCCACAGUGCGUCUACGAGAACCUCAACGGGCUGGUGGCCCCCAGCACCUCGUCCCUGUGCCGGGCUGGCCGCUCCAAGGUGUCCCGGGAGGACGGGAGCUGCUCCCAGCGCCGCUCGGCGCUGCUGCACUACGAGAACCUGCCGGCGCUGCCGCCGCUCUGGGAGCUGCAGCCGGCCCGGCACAGGGACGAGGACGCUGGCACGGCACCCACGCCGUCCCCAAAUGGCUUCUCCGAGGCCGGCGAGGAGGAGCCCCUGCAGAAUUCCGCGGGCUCGGAGCCGCGCCGCGCUUUCCUGCCCAGGCCGCGGCGCAGCCGCCUGCCCAACGUCUUCAGCUUCGACUUCCCCCGGCCCUGCCCGGAGCCUCCACGGCAGCUCAACUACAUCCAGGUGGAGCUGGAGCCCGAGCCCUGCAAGGGACAGCAGGAGCCGCGGGUGGCACCUCCUGCCAGCCCCGGUGCCCGCCGCACCGACUCCUACGCCGUCAUCGACCUCAAAAAGACGGCGGCCAUGUCCAGCCUGCAGCGGGCCCUGCCCAGGGACGAUGGCACCUCGAGGAAAACUCGGCACAACAGCACUGACCUGCCCCUGUGAGGGCCCCAAGUGCCAGCCCCGUGUCGUGGCUUUGGUCCCUGCCCCUCGCUGUGUCCUGCCCCCCCUGAGUGUGGCUCCCAUUGCCCUUCCCUGUUUGUCACUGCCGGGGCCCAGCGUGGCUCCUGCAGCUGCUGCUGUUGAGGCUCGUCCGUCUGUCCGUCCUCCCCUCUCUGUGUUGCUCGUUUUUCAAGCCUUGUGGGAUGUUCGGUGACUCUGAGGGUUGAAUUCUGGGCGGGAGGGAGGUGGCACAGCCUGGGGUGGGCAGGGCAGAGCCAGCCGGGCAGUGCCUCGGGGAGUGCUCCCAAAACCGAGCUGCUUCAGGAGCUCUGUGCAAAUGGAGCCCGUUCCCCGUGGAUUUCACAUCUCCGGGAGAGCUCUGCGCUGAGGCCGCUCCAGAGCUGGGGUUUGCCUUGUGGUUCCAGUGGUGCCUGGAGAUGAGGGAGCUCACGCCGUGGCCUUUCCCCCCUCAGCUCACUGUUUGUUCCUGAAGCUUUUUAUCCUUCUGUCCCUGUCUCAGAUCCAAUUUCAAUUGGGCAGCUGCAAUGAAACCAGGAGGACACAGAGCCAUGGGCACACACUGUGAUCACAGAAACCUGAUUGCCUAAACCCUUAAAUUCCCUCCCCUGCUUUAGAAGAGGAGGGAAAGGCCACAACCAUGAGGGAGAUUGGAAGUUUGGUCUAGAAAACUUCACUUGUGCCAUACCCUGCUUUGUUUUUUAACGAGGGUUCUAUUUGGCAGCCGCUGAGAAGUGCUGUGGGUUUAUUUAUUUGUUUACUUAUUUAUUUAUGAGCUGCUCCUUUGCAUCCCAGUUCCUUGCCAAACUGGUGCCAGUCUGCAGCGCGCGCUCGCCGGGGCUCGCUCCUGCCUGGGGGGACAGCUCCCAAAAAGAGCUCGGUGGCUUUGCUGAGCCACCAGCUGGGGGAAAAACACUGUGGAGGAGAGCAGCUGGGAAUGAAGAAUGUAUGAACCGGGGGCUGACUGUCACGGGGUGGGUGGGAAAUGGAAUGGGAGACGUGGGAGUGGGAGCAGAGCCGCCGGGCAGCCGAGCCUGGAGCGGCAUCAAAGCCGCUGCUACACCCACGUGCCUCAGCUCCGUGUCAGGAGUGAAUGUGCAGUUUGUUCUCUCAACUACGGACCUGGAAGGGCUCAAAUUCCGGGUGCAUUCGUGGCCUUUUGCUGUGGAUUUUUGUCUCGAUGCCGGGGUGGCGCUGAGCCGCCCCGGGACGUCCCCUCGUCCCUCCCCGCGGGACACGCGGUGGCUCAGCCUUUCCCUGGAUUUCUCUGUGCCUGUUCCGAUGGAGAGCAGUGCUCUGGGAUCCUCUGGGGUGCUCUGGGAUCCUCUGGGAUCCUCUGGGGUGCUCUGGGAUCCUCUGGGGUGCUCUGGGAUUCUCUGGGAUCCUCUGGGGUGCUCUUGGAUCCUCUGGUAUCCUCUGGGUUUCUCUGGGAUGCUCUGGAAUUCUCUGGGAUGCUCUGGGAUGCUCUGGAAUU